AUGUCGCGAGUCAGCUCGGCCUUUGUCGCAUAUUUUCGAAGACACAGCAGAAAGGAGUGGAUUGAUUACUUCACGUCGACUCAUUUCUGGGGUCCCGUCGCUAACUGGGGUAUCCCUCUCGCAGCUUUAGCUGAUUUGAAGAAGAAUCCUGAUUUAAUCUCUGGGAAUAUGACAGUGGCACUAUGCCUCUAUUCAUCUGUAUUCAUGCGAUUUGCAUGGCAUGUCCAACCGCGUAAUCUCUUACUUUUUGCCUGUCAUUUUACGAACUUGUCAGCCCAGUCAGCGCAGCUCGUCCGAUUUCUGAAUCACAAUUACUUGCACAUCAUCGAGGAUCCUGUUGCGAAAAGGGAUCGCAUCUCUGAGGAAGCUGAAGACAGAGCUGCAGGACUCCAUAUUAAAGUCGUUGGUAAUGGCGUUUGA
This is a messenger RNA of Necator americanus (New World hookworm), 420 nucleotides long. RefSeq lists its product as uncharacterized. Gene Ontology annotation, cellular component: mitochondrial inner membrane. The record is from RefSeq and is a predicted model, not a curated record. The transcript is spliced from 3 exons. The coding region runs from base 1 to 420 and encodes 139 amino acids. Gene Ontology annotation, biological process: pyruvate import into mitochondria. NCBI's taxonomy places the organism in Eukaryota, Metazoa, Nematoda, Chromadorea, Rhabditida, Ancylostomatidae.